AUGGACCAUUCUCAGAGAGCAAGUUACAAUGCUGGUGAGGCCAAGGGCCAAGCUCAGGAAAAAGCCAGCCAGAUGAUGGACAAGGCUAGCGAUACUGCCCAAUCUGCCAAGGAAUCGAUUCAAGAGACUGGUCAACAGAUGAAGGAUAAAGCACAAGGGGCUGCUGAUGCUGUCAAGGAUGCUACUGGAAUGAACAAAUGA
Molecule: messenger RNA, 201 nt
Organism: Ilex paraguariensis (yerba mate)
Lineage: Eukaryota; Viridiplantae; Streptophyta; Magnoliopsida; Aquifoliales; Aquifoliaceae
Source: the annotation of a GenBank genome assembly